UUGACAGAGCAGGAUAGAGAUAAUCUCCGUGCUCACAGUCUCCGCAUCAAGAGUCAUAUGCCACGUGCAAUGUUCAACAAACUGUGCGAGAAGUUCAGUCACAAAAUGGACAUUGACUCUGAGUAUAAGAUGCUCAAGCGUUUCGAAGGACUCACUACCAUCACGCCCAUGAAAACAGAUUGCUGCAUCAACUCCUGCAUUGCAUAUACUGCAAGGUACAGUCACAGUGAUCUGUGUGACUUCUGCGGAGAAAGACAUUUUGAUGCUCAAGGGGAGCCAAGACGACAAUUUUCCUACAUUCCCCUGGUCCCUCAAUUGCAGGGUCUGUUUGCCCAGGAAGAUACAGUCGAAAAACUCUUAUACCACCAUCAAUAUGACCACAGCCCCAGUACUGUCAACAAUGUCUUUGAUGGUGAGAUCUACCGGUCUCUCCAGGACAAGUUUGUGCUGGUCAAUGGUGUUCAGAAAGACUAUAAGUACUUCUCUGGACAAAACGAUAUUGCAUUUUCUUUGGCGACUGACGGAUAUCUACUGUUUGGACGAUAUUGCAAG
Suillus paluster is the source of this 552-nucleotide messenger RNA. RefSeq lists its product as uncharacterized. The record is from RefSeq and is a predicted model, not a curated record. The annotation marks the transcript as partial. The transcript has a single exon. NCBI's taxonomy places the organism in Eukaryota, Fungi, Basidiomycota, Agaricomycetes, Boletales, Suillaceae.